CAGCUACAGACCUUCGUUCCAAACCAAUGCUGUCGCAUUAGGAAAAUGACGAUUUUAAUUCUCACCCUGCGCUUCUUUUUUAUAAUAUCACUUAAUUCUGUUCAAUCACUGAUUGAACCACCAGAAAUACAAAUACCACGCAACUAUCUAGUACCAAACACAAUAUGGGGAAAAUAUCCUGCGGGUCAAAUACUAAAAAUAAAUGGAUCUUUUUUUAUAAUCGAAACAAAUCGUCAAAUUACACCACUAUCAGGAUAUGAGUUCUUGAUUGUCAAGAAGAUUAGGGAUGGAAACCCCAGCAAACAAAAAGAAUAUUGUAUACCACCAGUCACUUUUAAGUUAGGAGAUAAACUGCAACGUAAGAAGGAAAAAAUUAGCCUGUUUGCAGGCCCCACGCAGAUCAAUUAUGAACGACAUUCUCUUUUCAACGAUUUCGGUCAACAAAAACUUAUUACGCCUUUGAAUGGCGACGAAUUAUUGCGUGUUGCUGAAAAUACUGGCCGUUAUGUUACUAUUGCAAAAUAUGUGAAUAAUAGAUGGAUCGUGUCGAAACUUAUCUUAGACAAUGCACAUCAUGGUCUAGGAGAAUCAUUGCCGUGAUAAAACCAGUAACAUUUUUAUGAAUUAUUCACAAUAAUUAUUAUAAAUAAUAUAGUAUGUCUUAGACAUAUCGAGUUUGGAUCAAUGCUCGAA
Belonocnema kinseyi is the source of this 693-nucleotide messenger RNA. RefSeq lists its product as uncharacterized. Lineage: Eukaryota; Metazoa; Arthropoda; Insecta; Hymenoptera; Cynipidae. The record is from RefSeq and is a predicted model, not a curated record. The transcript has 5 exons. The coding region runs from base 46 to 600 and encodes 184 amino acids.